AUGGUGAUGAUCUUAACCAAAACUCGGGAAAACAAAGGUGCCGACUCUGUAACAUGUAGGACUGAGCCGCACACUCCAAAGAUGAGUCAAGGACCUACCCUCUUCUCUUGUGGCGUGAUGGAAAAUGACAGAUGGAGAGAUCUCAGUAGGAAAUGUCCACUUCAGCUUGAGCAGCCGAGCACCAACAUCUGGGACUGCUUGUCGGACAAGGGCGAGGAGGGCUCGUGCUGGCCGAGGGAGACGGCCAGCACCUGCUCUGUCACCAACCUGAUCAAAGACCUCAGCCUCAGCGACCCCCACGGCAACCCCUCGGCGCCCCCCAGCAAGCGCCAGUGCCGCUCACUCUCGUUUUCGGAUGAAAUGUCGAGCUGCGGCACCUCAUGGAGACCCUUGGGCUCAAAGGUUUGGACGCCGGUGGAGAAGCGGCGGUGUUACAGCGGCGGGAGCGUGCAGCGCUACUCCAACGGCUUCGCCACCAUGCAGAGGAGCUCGAGCUUC
Molecule: messenger RNA, 498 nt
Organism: Apaloderma vittatum (bar-tailed trogon)
Lineage: Eukaryota; Metazoa; Chordata; Aves; Trogoniformes; Trogonidae
Gene: FAM53B
Product: family with sequence similarity 53, member B
Exons: 3
Biological process (GO): positive regulation of canonical Wnt signaling pathway; protein import into nucleus
Cellular component (GO): nucleus
Source: RefSeq, a predicted model, not a curated record